AGGCGCAGAAGCUGUCCAGCCUGGUGCUGCCGUCGGAAGUGAUCAUCGCCCAGAGCUCCAUCCCCGGCGAAGGGCUUGGCAUCUUCUCCAAGACCUGGAUCAAGGCCGGCACCGAGAUGGGACCGUUCACGGGCAGGGUCAUCUCGCCGGAGCAUGUGGACCUGUGCAAGAACAACAACCUUAUGUGGGAGGUCUUUAACGAGGAUGGGACGGUGAGGUACUUCAUUGAUGCCAGCCAGGAGGACCACCGCAGCUGGAUGACCUACAUCAAAUGUGCGCGGAACGAGCAGGAGCAGAACCUGGAGGUGGUGCAAAUCGGGAACAGCAUCUUCUACAAAGCCAUUGAGAUGAUUCCUCCAGACCAAGAGCUGCUGGUCUGGUACGGGAACUCCCAUAACACGUUCCUGGGCAUCCCGGGUGUGCCGGGGCUGGAAGAGGAGCAGAAAAAGAACAAACAUGAGGAUUUCCACACGGUGGAGACGGGGGCCAGCACGACGGGACGCAUGCGCUGCGUCAUCUGCCACCGCGGGCUCAACUCCCGGCCCUACAAGUGCCAGGUUUGCCAAAGUGCCUACUCCCAGCUCGCCGGGCUGCGGGCGCACCAGAAAAGCGCCCGUCACCGGCCCCCCAACGCCUCCCUUCAGGCUCACUCGCCCGCCCUACCUGUGCCCCAUCCCACCUCCCUGGCCCACCACAUCCCCACCAUGGUGCUGUGA
This is a messenger RNA of Mesitornis unicolor (brown roatelo), 716 nucleotides long. It is a transcript of the gene PRDM12, whose product is annotated as PR domain containing 12. Gene Ontology annotation, molecular function: histone methyltransferase binding. Gene Ontology annotation, cellular component: nucleus. The record is from RefSeq and is a predicted model, not a curated record. Lineage: Eukaryota; Metazoa; Chordata; Aves; Mesitornithiformes; Mesitornithidae. Gene Ontology annotation, biological process: neurogenesis. The annotation marks the transcript as partial. The transcript is spliced from 5 exons.